UGUCAGAGGGACCACGAAGGAGAUCGACUCGAUUUGCAACGAGCACCUGGCAACGGACAACGCACACCACGAGAUGACACACGGACCGCCAGCGAGCCGCAAAAGGCAGCAGCAGCAGAUCGACAGUGACAUCGAGCAGAGUGGAGCCGAGCUGGAAAAUGGGCUGCCAACGCCUCCAGACGGUGGCUGGGGCUGGAUGGUGGUGUUGGCCUCAUUCAGCAUUCAUAUCAUCACCGAUGGUCUGACGUACUCGUUCGGAAUCUUCUACUCCGAGUUCCUGACGUACUUCAACGAGGGCAAGGGCUACACCGCUUGGAUCGCAUCGAUUCUGGUUGGCGUCACACUAUGUUCGGGACCCAUCUCGUCAUCGCUGGUAAACCGUUACGGAUGCCGUGCGGUGACAAUCGCAGGCGCCUUACUGGCGAGCGCCUCACUAGCAGUCAGCAUGUACGCGACCAGCGUAUUUAUGCUCUUCAUCACGAUCGGCGUUGGAACAGGGCUCGGGCUCGGGCUGAUCUAUCUACCCGCCAUCGUCAGCGUAACCAUGUACUUCGAAAGACUGAGAUCCUUGGCCACGGGUAUCGCGGUGUGCGGUUCCGGCCUGGGUACGUCGAUCUUCGCCCCGCUCACUGAGGUGUUGAUCAAGAAAUUCCAAUGGCAGGGUGCACUGCUGGCGAUCGCUGGUAUUGUGCUGAUCUGCGUUUUCUUCGGUUUGAUGUUCCGCCCGCUGGUGAACGAGCCUGCGGUCGGCAAGGAUCGACAGGAGCCACCGCUACAUUCCAACGCCGACCAGAGUGCCGCCGUACCGAUGGUAGAUAACGUAGUUGGUGAUGGCCACAUGAAGCGCUCAAACAGCCACGGCGAUAUGGAGGUGCCCAAAAUCGAUCUCAAUGCGAACGGACACUCGGUGAGCGGACACAGCCUUAAUAAGCCCGCUCGAGCCCUGCCAGCAGAUGAAUCGAAACGGCUCGGACUCAGCCAACCUCUGCUAAACUCCUCAGAGCAGCAGUCUUCCUUAAGGCGCGCCGACAGCGGCACCAUGUACCGCAAGGACGCACUCUACACCGGCUCAGUGCACAACAUCGCGUCUCGACACACAUCCCAAGCGAACCUAUCCGUGUACGAGAAGGGCAGCUAUGGUUCGGUGCCCGGCAACGGAGGACUUCCCCGACCAACUGCGGAACCUGACACACCUGAACGCUGCCUCGGUUGUAUCCCGUGCUCACGCGAAACUUGUGACACCUUCCGCGAGAUGAUGAACUUCUCCAUUCUAAAGGAUCCGAUCUUCAUCAUCUUCACCGUAUCGAACUUUCUCACCAGUGUUGGCUUCAACGUGCCAUACGUCUAUCUGGCGGCUCAAGCGCAAGUCCUCGGUAUCGGUUCACAGGAUGCGAGCUACCUGCUCGGAGUCAUCGGUAUCGCCAACACCGUUGGGCGUAUCGUACUCGGCUAUCUAUCCGACAAACCGUGGGUGAACCGACUGUACGUGUACAACUUCUCACUCGCAUUGUGCGGUAUCUCGACCGCUCUAUCUGUGCUGUGCCUCGACUUCUACUGGCUCGCUGUCUACUCGGCUGUGUAUGGCUUCACGAUCGGUGCGUACGUUGGGCUUACCUCAGUCAUCCUCGUCGACCUGCUGGGACUGGAGAAGCUUACCAACGCCUUCGGGUUGCUGCUGUUGUUCCAGGGUAUUGCGUCGUUUGUUGGUCCUCCUAUUGCCGGUUGGCUGUACGACUACACGCUCUCCUACGGUCCUGGAUUUAUAAUGGCCGGCUCAACAAUUGCAGUUAGUGGAGCGAUGCUGUUCGUUAUCCCGUCCCUACAGCGGUACCUGGCCAGGCGUCGUACCGUGGCCCCUGCGAUGGGCAUUCCGUUAGAGUAGCGGUUCCUUCGAAGGACCUACCACGUAUAGGGGGAGGCGUAAAAUUAUAUUUUUACCUCUUUUACAGUGGUACCGUUAAAUUUACAUAGGCAUAUAAGCUUAAGGUAUUGUGUCACCGAAACAUUUA
Molecule: messenger RNA, 2009 nt
Organism: Anopheles nili
Lineage: Eukaryota; Metazoa; Arthropoda; Insecta; Diptera; Culicidae
Gene: Mct1
Product: monocarboxylate transporter 12-B
Exons: 6
Coding region: 74-1882 (602 amino acids)
Biological process (GO): transmembrane transport; monocarboxylic acid transport
Molecular function (GO): monocarboxylic acid transmembrane transporter activity
Source: RefSeq, a predicted model, not a curated record